Messenger RNA from Orbilia oligospora ATCC 24927, 1944 nucleotides. RefSeq lists its product as uncharacterized. The record is from RefSeq and is a predicted model, not a curated record. Bases 1 to 1944 code for a protein of 647 amino acids. Lineage: Eukaryota; Fungi; Ascomycota; Orbiliomycetes; Orbiliales; Orbiliaceae. The transcript is spliced from 4 exons.
AUGUCGACUGGCAAGGGAACUUUCUCUUUUAAAUGGUCUGAACCCGCCGAGGAGGUUUAUGUCACCGGUAGUUUCGACAACUGGACCAAAUCCGAGAAACUCACCAAGACUGCUGACGGUUCACAUGUCGGAGUUGUCACCGUUCCUAUUGAGAAAAACACUUACAAGUACGUCGUUGACGGCACUUGGACAACAGAUCCUAAACAACGUGUCGAGCAGGAUGCGUCUGGAAACGACAACAACUACCUUCUUGUUGAGGACAUCAUCCCAACAGAGGAACCCACUCUAGCUAUUCCAGCUCCAAUUCCUGAUACUUCCGAUGCUACCGUUACUCCUUUCCUCCAUUCCGCUGGCGGUGGGUCCACCACUGCUGCCCUCGCCGCUGAGGUACCUCUAGAGCCGAAAAAGGAGAAGGCAAAGGAACCGGAACCGGUUCCAGAGGCCACCAAGGAACCCGAUACUAUUGCCACUUUGCCAGUUAUCGAGUCUCAGCCACCUCUUGAAGUCUUCUCCUCGAUUGGGCCCGAAUCUACUACUGCCGCUUUGGCUGCCGAGGUCCCACUUGAGGUCGCUGCAAAGCAGGACCCAAUUGUUCCAGAGGCUACCAAGGCUGUCGUUGCGCCUGAGGAUCUCCCUACUCCAGAUCCAAAGUCUGUCCCCGGAUAUCUCCCAGAUACUAUUGAGGAGAAGGACGAGGUCGACCAGGUUGUCAGCAUCAACCCAUUCCCAGCUUCUGAAACUGCCGACAACCCAAUUCAAUUGGCUCCAAAUGAUCCAAUUCCACCACAUACCGCCAGUAUCACCGACAAUGUCAAGUUGGACAGGGAAUCAUACGAACACGCUGAUGCUUCGAACCUCGGUGUUGGCGCUACUGCCGCCGCCGCCCUCGCUGCUGUUACGGGAGCUGUUGCUGCCGCUGUCGACACCUCUGGUGUUAAGAAUUUGAUUCCUGAAUCCAGCUUGCCAGCUGUUGGCAUUGCUGAUGCCGUCAAGAGUUUGCUUCCUGAAGCAGUUGUCGGAAAGGUCGAAAAGGAGGAAGACCACAGCACCGCUACUACUGAGGUUGUCCCACCAGUUGUUGUUGAGUCUCAGGAGAAGGCCGGAGUUGACCCAGAAGCUUCCGGAAAUCCCGCCGCCGUUGAGGCCAAGAAGGAGGUCGAGGACGAACUUGUGGAAAAAGUUGAAAAGGCUGCUCCAGAGGCUACUACUGAUUUCCCACGCGCCGAUGUUCCAGAAGUUGUCCGCGAGAGCCAGGCCGAAGCUGGUGUUCCUCUCGAGGCCUCUGCUUCCCCCAUUGCCGUCGAGGCUAAGAAGGAGAUUGAGGCUGAGUUGAAGAGCGAAGUUAAGCCCGUUGAACCAAUCGCCGAAGAACCAGUUGCCAGCCCAUCUGAGACUCCACUUGUCCCAGCUGUCGUCGCUGCUUCUAUCGAGAAGGCCGGUGUUCCAGCUGAAGCCACCGCCAACCCGGUCGCUGUUGAAGCCAAGGCUAUCGUUGAAGAGGCCAUCACCAAGUCAGAGACUAAGCCAGAGACCUUGGAGCCACCAAAGGCCGAGGAAGCUAAGGUUGAGGAACCUUCCACUACCGAGAAGGUCACUGAGGCUGCCGAGAAGGUUGUCGAAAAGGUCACCCCUGAGGCUCCUAAGACCGAGGCUCCACCAGCCCCCACUACUGAGGCCCCACCAGUUCCUACCACUGAAGCCCCAGCUGCCCCCACCACCGAAGCUCCAGCUGCCCCCACAACCGAAGCUCCAGCUGCCCCCACAACCGAAGCUCCGGCUGCUCCUACAACUGAAGCUCCCGAGGCUCCAAAGACCGAAGCUGAAGCCCCUAAGACUGAGGUCAAUAACGGCGAGGCUUCAGCUGAUGCCGCAAAGGACAAGGAAGUUAAGAAGAAGCGACGAGUUUCUGCUUUCUUCCACAAGUUUGUGCAGAAGCUGAAAUAA